Messenger RNA from Exophiala mesophila, 2508 nucleotides. RefSeq lists its product as uncharacterized. Lineage: Eukaryota; Fungi; Ascomycota; Eurotiomycetes; Chaetothyriales; Herpotrichiellaceae. The transcript has 3 exons. Gene Ontology annotation, molecular function: transcription cis-regulatory region binding; DNA-binding transcription factor activity, RNA polymerase II-specific; zinc ion binding. The record is from RefSeq and is a predicted model, not a curated record. Gene Ontology annotation, biological process: regulation of DNA-templated transcription. Gene Ontology annotation, cellular component: nucleus. The coding region runs from base 208 to 2388 and encodes 726 amino acids.
AGCAUUUUCCGACCCAUUUUGUGACCGAAGCCUCCCCUCCUCCGCCUUGGGCAAACCUUGGAGUCAUCCUGCGAUACGCACCUACAUCCAAUCUUUAAUUACAGAAAUCACUGCCGUUCAGGACCUCAUUCGUCUCUUGAGACAUGGUCCCAUUGAUAAACUUAUCAGAUUGACACCAUUCACACUGCACCUGCAGUCCUCCCCGCCAUGUCGAAGCGCAGUUGGCAGGAUGCAAAUCUGCCCUCACCUCGAUCUGCACCCAGCAUCCAACCAACCAACAACAUCUCCGUCUCACCUCACUCAUACUCGUCCCCGAAUCAAACCUCCCCAAAGAAGAACCGCGCUUCAUUCGACGAACCUCUUCCCAUUGCUAAAGCUCCUCCAAAAAUUCAACGCACCAAUUCCACCCCCAAUGGAGCCUCCGGUCCCGGCGCAGCACAAGACUCUGGCAAAAUGCCUGGUAUCUCGAGAAAGGUCAAGGCAUGCGCCGCCUGCCGCAAGCAAAAGAUUAAGUGUAUCAUGGUGGGCGACCCGCCGUGUCAAAGAUGCAAAGAACGCGGUCUAUCUUGUCGUCUGAACAAGAGCUUACAAACCCUCAUGUCUGAGGAUUCGAGGUGGAAGGCUGCUGUCACUAAGGAUGUCACUUCUCUCUAUGCUGCAGUUGAGGAGAUUGUUCGCACCUUGCAACUCCCUUCUCUACCACAAAUGCUCACCUCGACACAAGAUCCAGCCAUCUUCUUUGACCAGGAGGAGCAAGACAAGGAUGACGAUGACGAACAGUCGGCCGAUAACUCGCCAAAGGUCACUCCUGUCGCAGACAAUCUGUCUCAUGUGCCGAUCGAAUCAUUGUACCAGAUCACCGGCAUGCGGUCGCUGAGAGCGACCGAGAACAUCACCGAAGAUCAGUCACGCAUAUGCAAGCAGCUGCGUGACACAGAUUUCAUCGCUCGAGGACUUAUCAAGCAAGAAGACGCCGAACAUCUGGCCAAUUACUUUCUCAGCAAGCUCGACCCUUAUAUCUGGCAUCUUUGUCCUGCUUACAAGGACCUUGAGUCUUUCCGACGACGCUCCCCCACCCUCACCGCCGGUGUUCUCACAGUGGCAGCCUUGCAUGAUACCAAACUGGGCUAUCUCUAUCCGAUAUGUAGCAAAGAGUACCGAAGAUUGGUAGCCAAUGCUAUGUUCGAACGCAAAAUCGACAUGGAAUAUCUCCGAGCACUGGUUCUAGGUUCCUACUGGCUCAGCGACAUUUCAUGGACCUUGUCUGGAUACGCAAUUCGCCGGGCUAGUGAGUUUCAUCUUCGCCAAUACUAUUUACAAAUCCAAGAAUCAGUCAAGUCGCCUGAUACGGUGGACCAGACCCAGCUGCAAGAGGCCAUUGACGGGAUCCGAGUCCUGUAUUUGCUCUAUAUUUGUGACCAUCAUCUUUCCAUUCUCUACGGCCGAUCAUCCAUCAUGCGAGACAAUGAGAGUUAUAUCAUAGGCUGGGAGAAUUACCUCGCCUGUUCUCUGUCCACGGAUGCUGAUCGUCGCAUCGCUGGACAGAUCUGUUUGAUGUACCUGAUGAACCAAGUGCGCGAGACGCUGGGUCCAGAGGACACCAACUCUGUCCUUCCCGUAUCUGCCCUCACCAAGAUUGCGGGAUUUGAACGAGAUUUGGAUGACUGGAUUGCGAGAUUCUCCAGACACAAUCCUUCCCAGUUCAUCGGCAACUGGCCCAAUAAAGGUGCCAUCAUGCAUUACCAUUGGGCUAAACUAUACCUGCAAUCUUAUGUCCUUCGAGGUUUGCCCGAAUCCGGCGCCGUCAUCCCAGAUCACUUUUUGGAGAAUGCUUCUGCAGCCGUCGCAGCGGCCACUGCGAUUGUCAAUCUCUUGCUCGAAGACAAGGACGCACAGAUUGCGAUAUCCUAUGUACCUCACCAUGUUCAUGGCAUGAUUGCAUUUGCCUGCAUGUUCAUCCUCAAGGUUGCGACCAAGUACAGCAAACAACUGUUUCUGGACACUGUCAAGUUCCAGCGAUUGAUCAACGCCCUGGCGCAGCAUUUCAAAAAUACCGAUGUUGGCAAAGACCACCUGAUUCACCGCAUGGCUGAAGGAUUGGAAAAGAUGGCAGAGACUCUUGGUGGACCCGCUCGAACGAAGAAUCGAAAAGUGAACGGGGCACCAGGAGUUCCCACUUUAACAUCACCGAGUGAACCACCGGCGGUCAUCAACACGGCAAAGCAUGAGAAUGGGAUUACCAUGCCCAACGACAUCCCUGAUUAUGGAGCGUUGGACCCGAAUGCAUUUGAUUUUGGAGAUCCUGCGCUGGGAUUGGGAAUGCCAUUUUUUGAUUUUGAAGGGACGACCUUGGGCUCGGGGACGGAUAAUUUGUGGAACUUCAACUAGUAGCGUGGCGCCCUGACAAUGAAGGAGUACCAAGGUGUUGGAUAUAUCAUGUACAAAUGUGCAUAGGAGUAAGAAUGAUGAUAUAUACAUGGUAGUCAAGGAAGAAUCAACAUGUGGAGG